GAGCGGCGCGCGCAGCCGUGGCCUGGCACGCAACCAGGAAGAGAAGAUGGCGGCUGUUUUGGAACGUAGUCUCGUGGAGAUCUGUGGGUUCGGGCGGGAAGCCGAACGGCGGUUCCGAGAGGUCACAGUGAAUCCAGGUGUAAGCGCUCCUCCGGGCGGGUUAAAGUUUGCAGACAGCGCCGGAGCGUUCCAUUACAAUGAGAGCGGCAAGUUGCUGUCUGUCACUAGCAACCGCUUCAUCCACUGGUUUACGUCGGGGGACACGGUGCAACUGGUGGAGGAGUCUCUGGACACCAACCUGCUGAAUAAUGGCGUCAGACUGAAGUUCACCUGCUGCAGCGUACUGCCUGGUGGAGUCACCGUCCACGAGACCCUAAAUAACAUCAUCAUCCUCAUCUGCACCAAUCAGACUGUCCACAGGCUGGUUCUUCCUCAUCCGGCGCGCAUGUACCGCAGUGAGCUGGUCACAGAGCGCCACAUGCAAUCUGUCUUCACCGAUGUGAUGAAGCUUGACCUUCAGGACCCAGCCCACUGCGCCGUAAUCCCCGGCUGGGCGGGGCACACGGCGAUUCCCGGCGCUGUGACGGCAUGGCUCAGUUUUCCCGGAGACGCUCACUUUGCUCUGGCUGCGCCUACGGGAGGCAUCACAGUGGUGACGCUGCCACCGCACAAUUCGCAGGGCGGCGUGUCGGUGGUGGAGCUGAAGAGAAGUUCCAUGAUGAGGAGGAUCUCCGGCUGGAUGCCCACCGCCAUCCGGGGCGAGCAGAGUCCGGCUGACCUGGUUCUGAGCCUGGCGGUCCGGGAGGAGGAGGACGAUUCGCUGAUCUUUGCUCUGUGUCAGGAUCAUCGGCUGCGCAUGUGGUCGCUCACGGAGCAGACAUGCCUCCUAGAAGCCGACAUGUUGGAGUACAUGCCGGCCUGUAAAGGCGUGAGGCGGCUGUCGGGUCAGGGUCACAGUCUGAGGCUCGCCUUCUCAUCCAGAACCGGGCUGUGUCUCUGCGUGCACCUGGCCGUCCCGCAGAGAGGACAGUUCAUCGUCCUGCAGCUUGUCGCCAUAGACAACAACCGCUACAGCCUGGAACACAUCUCUUCUCUGUUCAGCACGCAGGAAACUUUGGUGGAUUUCACCCUGACCCCGACCGACGUGUGGGCUCUGUGGUUGGACGAGUCCAACUCUGCCGCGGUCAAGUACAUCAACUUCGAACACAACACAGCGGGUCAGUGGAACCAGGUGUUUGUUCAGCCACCACCAGAAGAAGAAGUCCUAAUAGGAGUAGACCUGGACCCCAGGGAGACCUACCUGGAGCAUCUCUUCUCUCCGCUGCGUUUCACUGCGACGGCCAUCGUCAGAGCCUUGCAGAUCUUUCGUCGUGGCUCUGAUAAGGUCUUGGAUCCGUCUUGGGAGAAUCUGAAGAAGGAGGUGACCCAGGCUGUCGAGAGCGAGCUGCAGAGCAGCGUCACAGAGUUCGAGUUCUCUCAGGAGGAGUACCGCCAGCUGCAGGUGGAGUUCUGGUCCCGGUUCUACUCCUGCUGUCUGCAGUACCAGGAGGUGGAGUCCACUCCGCUUGGUCUGACGGUCAGCCACCACACCGGGAUGGCCUGUCUGCUGCGUAAGGGCUUCGUCUCGUUCCUGCUGCCGUGUUUCGCUGUGGAUCACCUGUACCUGUCCCUCGAUCCGUACCUGCUGUCUGAGGAGGACACGCCCAUCAGCGACGAUCCAGACGCGGCGCGAGACAUCCUGCAGCUGGUCCGGACUCUGCGGCUCGUCAGCGACACCGUUUCUGCAGAGAUGGCGUACGAGAUGGAGAAAGCUCUGGAGUACCUCCAGACUCCUGAGAAAGCUGCCGAGCUGGUCCUGGAAAACAUGGUGUGCAACGACAAAGAUGGCGUGAUCGAAGACAUCCAGAACAAACUUCAGGACAUCCGGAGUCCCAUAGCAGCCAUGGUGGCUCUGCUAAGGGAGCUGGACCUGGAGACGGACUCUGAGCUGGGCGGAGACGGGCCUGUUGCUCCAGGUCUGAACGUCAGGAUGAGCCUGUCUCAGCUCUACGGCAGCAGCUGCUCCAUCUCCGUCGUCUGUCAGGGUGUCUGCCACAUGGCCAUGACCAGAGCGCAGUUCUGCAGAGACCUGCUCAUACUGCAGAAGCUCUACCUGCACUUCGGAGACAACGUGUUUCUGGGUGGUGGAAACCAAUUGCUGCAGCUUCAGCAGGAUCUUAUCCCACGGACCUCCCACCUCCUUUCCUCCUACCACCUUCUCAAACACAUCAGUCAGAGCCUCGCCUCCUCCGUUCCCAUGGACACCAUAGAUGUGAACCUGCAGCACCUCACAGCGCUGGAGCUGUCGGACACACCAAGCUUAUCGACGGGUCGAUCAGUGCUGAACCCUCAGACGGUCCUGGAGCUCUUCUACCAGACUGCGGCCAGGAGGAUCAUCAUCUCCCAGAUAUUUUCCCAGCAGCACCCCGACUCUCCGCUCCUCUGGACCCACAUGAUCUCCACCGUGGUCCAGCUGCUGGCUCAGCUGCUCUGGCCCAGUAACCCUGGCUUCCAGUUCCCAGAGUGUCUGAUGGCCAACUGUCAGUUUACUCAGCUGCAGGAGUACGUGCGUCUGGUUGGCCCUUGGUGUCAGGUGAACAUCGGCUCGUGCCGCUUCAUGCUGGCUCAGUGUCACCUGGCCAACGGAGAGGGCCAGAAGGCUCUGCGGUGCUUCCAGGAGGCGGCGACAGAGGUGGAGAGGGAGGAGUUUCUAAUGAAGCUGACUGGCAGCGAGGACGAGGAGGCGGCGGCGGCGACCAGUCCGAGGCUGCAGUACUACAACAAGGUGCUGCGACUGCUGGAGGACGUGGGUCUUCCCGAGCUCGUCAUCCAGCUCGCCUCCCUGGCCAUAGCAGAAGCAGACGACGACGUCCACUGUCAGGCGGCGCUGUGGACGAGGAUCUUCAAACACCAUCUGGAUCUGGGACACAACAGCGAAGCUUACGAAGCUCUGACCCAGAACCCCGACAGCAGCAUGCAGCUGGAUUGUCUCCGUCAGCUGGUCGUGGUGCUCUGCGAACGCUCCCAGCUACAGGACCUGGUCCAGUUUCCCUACAUGAACCUGCAUGAUGAGGUGGUCGGCAUCAUCGAGUCUCGUGCUCGCGGUCUAGAUCUGCUGACACACAACUACUACGAGCUGCUGUACGCCUUCCACAUCACCCGACACAACUACAGGAAAGCGGGGACAGUCAUGUUUGAGUUUGGGAUGCGCCUCGGCCGGGAGGUUCGGACUCGACUCGGUCUGCAGAAACAGGUGAACUGCUACCUCGCCGCGCUCAACUGUCUGCGCCUCAUCAGGCCUGAAUACGCCUGGAUCGUCCAACCGGUGUCCGGGAGCACAUACGAGCGGCCCGGAGCGUCUCCGAAGAGGAACUCGGACGGAGAGUUUCCAGCAGAGCCAGCUGCAGGUAGGCGACAGGUGGACAUCCUGGAGCUCCACGACCUGGAGAAGGAGUACUUCCUGUCCCGCGCUCGCCUCACGCUGGCUCAGCACCACCCGCCGUCGGCAGCCAUCGCAGGCACCGCGUCUGCACCCGAGCUGGUUCUGCUCCUGGUCCAAACUGGACUCUUCGACGCUGCUCUGUCUCUCAGUCGCAUCUUCAAACUGAAUCUGAGUCCCAUCUUCGACGCCCUGACCUUCAAAUGCAUCCAGCUGCAGUCCGGGGGGGAGGAGCCUCAGAGUGAAGCUUGGAGCUGGUUGGCUGCUAACCAGCUCUCUGUCGUUAACACUAAGGAGUCCAGUGCCACAGAUGAGGCCUGGCGGCUGCUGGCCUCCUACCUGGACAGGUAUCCCUCCACCAAUGGGCAGCAUCACCGCCACGUCAUCCACAAGCUGCUGUCGCACGGUGUGCCGCUGCCUGAUUGGCUACUGCAGUCCUACAAGCGUGUGGACGCUCCCUCACUGCUACGUCUCCUGCUGAACUUUGACCUCUUAGAAACAGCCGCAGAGCUCGUGUUGGAGUACGUGGACGCCGUCCUAGGCCGUGGACAUCAGUACUUUGGGAUUGAGAGGCCGCUCUCUGCCAUGUCUCCGCCCGCCUGGCUACCGUACACCGCGAUCGAUCAGCUUCUGCACGCCUUGAGCGAGACACAAACGCACAGCAACCUUCACAUCAAAGUUCGAGACAAACUGGACGAGUAUCACAACGUGGUGCAGCAGACGACCGAACACCGACUCGCCUCUCAGAGACGAGUGGCAGCGUGAGACGAGCCACCCGGUUUUCUAUUUGUUUUUUAUGUGUAAAUCUUCUAAUUAAAGUCUUUUCUAAUGUUU
This is a messenger RNA of Poecilia reticulata (guppy), 4312 nucleotides long. RefSeq names its product nucleoporin 160 (gene nup160). Gene Ontology annotation, cellular component: nuclear pore. NCBI's taxonomy places the organism in Eukaryota, Metazoa, Chordata, Actinopteri, Cyprinodontiformes, Poeciliidae. The record is from RefSeq and is a predicted model, not a curated record. Gene Ontology annotation, molecular function: structural constituent of nuclear pore.